AUGACAAAAUGUCUUUUCAAGGCUUUAAAAGCCGUUGACCUCGAUCAACAUGUUGGAUCAUUUCGUUCACUUGGCUAUGAUUCAGCUGGUGCAUUAGCAAAUUUUCGUGCUGAACACUUUGAAAAAUUGAAUUGUAACGAACAAGAAUUACUUCGACUUAUUGCUUUACUCGAUGUUCUAAAAGACGCAACACGUGAAGGAAAAAUUUGCCCACAUUAUUUUAAUUCAAAUAAAUUAAUUAAGAAACAACAAGCACCAAUAAAAUCAAUACCAAUUCAAGCUAGUUGGGGUGAUGAAACUGUUCAACAAAGAAAUUUUCAAUCAACAAUAAAAAAACAGUCAAAUGUUAAUCCAAAGCAAAAGAGAUCAAUAAGUUCAGUUGGAGUUAGUGGACGUUCGUUGUCCACAUCAAUGGCACCAACAAAACCUAUUAAAAAAUAUUCCGAUGAAGUUAUUUUACAAAGACCAUCAACAGUUCUUAGCCGACAAAAUCAUAGUUUAUUAACAAAAAGUAAUAAUCAACGGUACUCAGGAUCAAAAUCAUUUUUAAAUCGACCAGCAAUUCAACAUGUAAAGGUUAAAUCAUAUAAUUAUGGUAUUCCAAGCAAUAGACGGGCACGAAAUAGUCCAUAUCGUGCUACUCAUCAAUUUACAUCGAAUAGUCAUCAUGGCUCAAUAUUUGCUUCAUCUUCACAUCAUGCAAGUGACACUAUUUCCUAUGCAAAACCUGCUGAAAUCUAUGUUUACGCUCGAAAACGACCAUUAUUAUCUACUGAAUCUAAUUUUCAAGAUGCAAUUACUGUACCAGAUAAUAAACGAAUUAUUAUAGCGGAAAAUAAAGCAAAUCUUGAUUGUACACCAUUACUUAAGAAGACGGAAUUUGAAUUUGAUCAAGUAUUUGGAUCCGAUGCAUCAAAUAAACAUAUAUUUGAAGCGACUGUAUUACCAUUGAUAUCAACAACUCAUCGUCAUAAUUUAACAUAUAUUUGCUUUGGACAAACAGGCUCUGGUAAAAGUCAUACGAUAUUUGGUAGUAGAAAUACUGAUGGUUUAUUAAUUCAUUGUACACAAUUACUUUUACAAGAGACAAAUCUUGACAAUCAACUUGUCUGUUCAUUUUAUGAAAUAUACAAUAAUCAAGUCUACGAUUUAGUUAACGCUGGCAAAAGACUAUUUGUACGUGAAGAUGGUGAUCAUCAUGUUAAUGUUAUCGGUGUAACUGAAGUUGCAUUAAAAAAUUUAGAUGAUCUACGUUGUGUUAUUGAUGAUAGUCUGACUAGAAGACACCAUGGAAAAAGCGCAUUUAAUUCCAAUUCAUCACGGUCUCAUGCAGUUUUUCAAAUAAUAUUAAAAAAUAAUUAUGACUCAUCGGAAAAUUUUCGAAUUAUAUUCAUCGAUUUGGCAGGCAGUGAACGUGCAACAGAUGCUCAAAAUAAUCUAAGGCAAACUCGUCGUGAAGGUGCACAAAUAAAUUGGUCCUUAUUAGCAUUGAAAGAAUGUAUUCGUUCGAUGGAUAUGACACAUUCUCAUGCACCAUUUCGACAAAGUAAAUUAACACAUAUACUACGUGAUUCAUUAACUGGUUCAAAAACACGAACAUGUCUUAUGGCUAAUGUAUCUCCACCUGAUGAUUGCUGUCAAUGUUCAUUAAAUACUCUUCAAUAUGCUUCACGUAUUCUUGAUAUUAGUAGUCGUCAUCGACAUCGAUCCAUGCCAAAUGCAAGCAUGCACAUGAGUUAUUCUGAUGAUACUUCGAAACAACAUGAAGUUAUUCAUGAAAAACCGCAACGAACAUUUAAACCAGCAACAGCAUCAACACCAGUUCAUCGACUUGUUUCAUCAGUGGAUCAAAAUAUUUAUAAGUCAACAAUUCAUACAGAUAUUGAGAGUCGCACAACAAAAUCAAUUGGUAUUGAUUGGCAAGUUGUCGAUGAUGAUAUCACAUUAAGUGGAAGUGAUGAUAAUAUUCCUGUAAAAUUGUUAACAUCAUCAACACGUGAAUUUAUUAUAAAUUCCAAUACGAAUAAUCAUACACAAAACAAUAAACAUAAUUUUAAUCGAUUGCAACAUAAAAAAUUCAACGAUAUUGAUGAAAGUCCAUCAAGUUAUUUUCCACAGCCACAAUCUAAUAUUAAAACAUCUUCGUCAAUUAAAACACAUGAUAUAAUUCAAUCCUAUGAUAGUGCACGUCUUAUGUAUGAUGAUGGUAAUGAAAGACAAUGGAAAACUGUUCCAGCGCCAACAAUGAGUCGCCUGUCGAAUUCAGCUGCUCAAUCUUCAAAUACAAUGAGAAUUGUUCCUGUUGCUCCCAUUGAAUUGUCUGAUGAUAAUCAUCCAUACAAUAAUUCAAUAGGUACCGAAAGUCUUGGAACUAAAAUAACAACAGCAGUGACUCAUAGUCCCCGAUAUCAAAAAUCGACUAGAAACAAUGGAUUAGUUGAAAGUUUAGAUCUAAAUAAAAAAUAUGAUUCAAACGCAAUUAUUACGAAUAUUGAAAGGACACUUCAUUCUGAUCGAUCAACAACACAAAAAGAUCAAAUAGAAUUUCUUAGUAAUCGUGAUGAAUUAUUAUCUAUUGUAUCAAGUCGAUUAACAACUGGUAACCGACGAACAACACCAGUAACAACUCCACAAACAAAGAGACGAAAUUCUCAGAAGGAAUCACUAAAUUCACCAUAUUCAAAUAAAUCUAAAAGUUCAUUUUCAUUAACAACUAAAACUCGUCAGAAACCUCGCCCAAUAAAAUCUGCAUCGUCAACAAGUAGUUUAGUAAAGGCGAAUCAAGAAAAAAAAUCUUCUAUUGAAAAUCAAAAAUCAAAAGUGACAUCAUCGACUAAUUGUCCGAAAUUUCAUCCAACUACUCGAUCAUCCACAAAUCGUCAUCAUCAACAGCAACAACAACAACAACAACGAACAGUACCAUUACGUAUUCAUCAUAGUUCAGAUUCUGAAGAACACGAAAAAAUACGUGAUAGUAUUCAUCGUCGAAAAGCAUAUUCAUCAAAAAAUACAUCACAUUCAACACGUACUGAACCUUGUCAAACAGUAAAUAAUACUCAAAUUAUGAAAAAAGAACAAGAACAAACAGAUAAAUAUAUUUUUCAUGAACAAAAUAAUUUCAAUCAGAUAACUUCAUCGUCACCAUUAUUAUCAGUACCAAAUUCAUCACCGUUCCCAAUACCAUAUUUGUCGCCAACAUACUUACCAAGUAGUUCAUCUCAAGCACCGCUAGAUCAAGCUAAAUUUGUUUUUCAUCGAUCAUUAGAACAACCAAUUUCACCGGUAACAUCAACCAAUAUUAAUACACCAUGGCAAACAUCAGCAUCAUAUGGUUCACCAUCAAAAGAAUUCGGUGUACGAGUAUCGGAUCAAUUAAAUGCAUUACGUUCAUUACUUGAAACUCGUCUCACACAUCACGAUGAAAUUAAAUCAGAGAAAAAAGAUCUAAACCCGGUUGAUUCAUCACCGGGUAUAUUUGCUCGAGAAUUUCUUCAAUCCCUUCGGCAAUCAUCAUUCAAAAAUAAUUCAAGAGAGUUCACUACGAAUUUUCUUGAUGAUGAUCAAGAAGUUGAACGAAAUUUUCAUACAGAUAAUAGUGAAAAAAAUGGAAAACUACAAAAAUAUGAUGGUGAUGCUGUAUCAUCAACAACAACAACAACAACAACAUCGUCAAAUCAACAUGGAUAUUCAUCAAUACAUAGCCAACAUUUUGAACAAAUAGUACAUAGGAGUUUGUCAGCUCUUUCGGAUGAGCUUAAUCAAGCAAAAGUUAAUUUAAGUGUAGUAUCUUCAUCGACAUCAACAAUUAGAUCGAAUCUUGCAGCUAAAAUUGAUACACAAGGCCGAAAUUUAUCCAGUCAAGGUGACGAUAUUCAUUCACAUCAGUUAGCUAAUAGAAAUCAUCAAGCAGUAAAUGAUGCAAAAGGUGCUCGUGAAAAUGCUAGUAAUCCAACAAGUGAUAGUGAACGCACAUCACAAGUAAAUUCAACAUUAGAAAAAAAUCCAUUUGCGGGAACAUCAUCUGGUGGCUCAAGUUCCAAUGAAUCUCGAUCACGUUCGCCUAUUGUCAUUCCACCAUUUAGUACAUAUGAUAUAACUACUAAUACAAAUAAUUAUCAUGAUAAUUUAUUAGAUACUCGUAAAGGUACUUCAUUCAUGGCAGGUUCUUCAUUCGAUGCAUUAUUGAACAGUCUUAAAAAAAUGCGUGAAAAAGAACUCGGAUUCAUUGUUCCUACCGGCGAUGAUAAACUCAUUCCUGUUGCCGAUUAG
This is a messenger RNA of Rotaria socialis, 4269 nucleotides long. The record is from the annotation of a GenBank genome assembly. NCBI's taxonomy places the organism in Eukaryota, Metazoa, Rotifera, Eurotatoria, Philodinida, Philodinidae.